Molecule: messenger RNA, 4095 nt
Organism: Chroicocephalus ridibundus (black-headed gull)
Lineage: Eukaryota; Metazoa; Chordata; Aves; Charadriiformes; Laridae
Exons: 5
Coding region: 85-3486 (1133 amino acids)
Biological process (GO): Notch signaling pathway; protein ubiquitination
Cellular component (GO): nucleoplasm
Molecular function (GO): ubiquitin protein ligase activity
Source: RefSeq, a predicted model, not a curated record
GUCCCGGCGCGGCGGGGGGGGGUCCCGGGCGGGCGGGGAGCCGGGGGUGGGGGGGGUCGGUACGGCCGGGGCCCGUGGCCGGGCAUGGCGGGCCGUACGGUGCGGGUGCGGGGGCUCCCCGCCGAGCUGCCCCCCGACAGGGUGGCCGACAAACUGACCAUCCACUUCCUGCGCUCCCGCAACGGCGGCGGCGAGAUCGCCGACCUCCGGCUGGUGCCCGGGGACCCCCCCUGCGCCCUCAUCACCUUCGAGGCCCCCGAAGUGGCCCAGAGGAUCCUGAAGGCGAAGAACCACACGCUGUCGGUCGGAGGGAAGAAAUACCCGCUGGAGGUGACGGCGCACGUCGCGGAGCCGAGCCCCGAUGAGAUCUUCAUACGCGCUUGCGUGAUAGUUGACUAUGGCAAGCUUCCUGCUGGCAAAACCCUCCUGAGGGACUUGCAUAAAGGCUACAGCAACGUGCAGUUCAACUUCGACUCCAAGAACACCCACUGUGUUGUCAAGGGACCAUUCACUGAGCUGCAGGCCUUCACCAGGGACCUGCUGGGCAGCCUGAACCUCAAGAGCCAAGCUGCUGGAGAGAUCCUCCUGCCAGGUGCCAGCCACGUGGCCGAAGAGACCGGAACGCAUGAUCACCGGCAAGUGCCUGACUCCUCUGAGUCAGCAAAAGAAACAGCAAACCUGCCGAAUUGGGACCAGGUGUGUGAAAAGGCAGCUAAAGUCCCAUCGCUUCGGGACCCGGUGGAUGGGGAAGCUGUGGAACAGCUGGAGGACUUUUCCCUGGUGCUGGACUCGGACAUUUACCUGUACAUGCAGAGGUUCUGUGCUGCCGAGUACCAAGGGGUGCUACGCCAGCAUCGUGUGGACGUGGUGGAUAUUAGCAGCGAUGGCAUCGCCAUACUGUACCUCCAACCAUCUGCAGGUAUGUCUGGGGACAUGGACGCCUUGCGAGAGGCCCGCCUGGCCCUGCAGCAGCUUUACCAGCAGCUGGAGGUGCACUUGCGCAAGGAGAAGAUCACCAAGGGUGGGCUGGGUAUGGACAGCCAGGCACUCCGGGCUCUGACACGUGAGCUGCAGAAACUGUAUCCCCAGUUGCUCUGCCACGAGGACGAGAAGCAGCUUUACCUUAUUGGAAACCUCGUUGAUGUUUCCCAGGCCAAGCAGAACCUUCAGAAUUUCAGCAGCAGGAGAGGUGCCGCACACGCGGUGGGCAGCUCCCUGCCCUCGAACCCAGCAGCCUCCCGCACCGCAGGGACCGUGCUGCACGAGCCCGGAGCGCCCGCGGACACCCCGGCUUCCAGGCUCAGCCCGGGCAGGACGGAGCUGAAAGCUGAGCUCAAGCUGGCUGCCAACUUCCGCGCUCUGAAAGCUGGCAGGGCUCAGGCCAGCCGGGGCCUCUUGCUGAAUCAGGACUCGCCGCCGGUGGGACGGGCGCAGCUUUUUGGAAAACACUUACCCGAGAGAGAUGCUCUGGGUCCAAGUGACCCAACAGCGCUCAGCCAGCAGCCCCAGCCUCGCGUCUCUAGCGCAGAUGUGGCUGUAGCUGCAGGAUCUCAGCAGAAGGACCCCGAAGAAUGGGACCAUGUGAAAGGAGGUGCCAGGCUUACAAGACACAAGGCUUUGUCUUCCUUCGGGGACAAAGAAAACAGCACUUUGCAGCAUCCUGGGGACUCUAAAGGCCCAAGUCCCAUCAAGCACCAACCCCGCGCUAGCACGUCUUGUACCUUUGACAUGACAAGGACCUCUUCUGAUUUAGACUCCAAACCCCCUGAAUCCAGGCCUCCGCUGCGACGUUCCAACAGCUUCUCCCUGCCGAGGCCAAAGGAGAGCGAGAAGCCCCAGGACGCGGGCAGCAGGGUGAGUGAGGAGAUGAGCCUGGACGCCCUGCAGUGGUCUUACCUGAAAGACGUUUGCCGCCCUGCUCUGGAUGAGCUGCGCAGGGACGGAGCCGUGCAGAUCUCGGAGCGCCGUGCCGGGGACUGCGCUGUGCUGGCGCUACGGGCGGCGGACAGGAGCAAGCUCUUCCAGGCUAAGUGGAAAGUGGAAGCUCUUGUGCAGAAAUGUCCUGACCUCGUGUGCCAGAGCGUGAGCUACUCGGAGCUCGCCGUGGAUGGUCCAGAUGACAGUGCCCUGGGUGAACUGUGCAGCCUCCUGCGAGGAAACCCCCCCCGGGUUGGGCUCAGCAAAGACAAGGACAAGCUCUGUCUUGCCUGCCCCAAGGAGAUGCUGCCAGCAGUGACUGAGGCUUUCCACGUGUUUUCCUCCAGGAGGCUCCGUGCCCUGAAGUCUUCCUCCUUGUCUCCAGGACCAGAGAGUACAGGGCACCCGGGUGCCAACCAGGCGAGCAGAAGCCGGGACAUGGCGCUGGGCUCAGCCCUUCCCGGCAGCCUGGAGUCCCUGCAGAUGGACCUGCGGCACCUGGACACGAGCGACAGAGCGGACGACGCAGACGUGCUCAGGGCUCCCCGGCUGCCAGAGGCAGAGGAUGAGAGGUCCCCCAGUCCUUGGAGGUUCCAGCAGGCAAUGGGGCAGGAGGAGGCCGGUGACCAUGCUGGUCCUGGGGCCCUGCAGGGAGGAAGCAGUCUUCUGAGCCCUGCUGCGGUGGAUAAGGCAAGUCCCGCUGGUCUGAGGGACUCCCAGGAACCACCAAAGACAAAACUCUCUGUGGGGGAGCCUGACAUUGCACGGCGAAAGCAGGUUUUGCCAGACAGAUUCCAGUUUGCCAGAGACAAGAGCAGAGGAGGCCACGGUGAAGCGAUGGCACCGCUGCGCUCGGCAGACGCAGCCCCUCGCUCCCUGCCCACGUGGCUCUACAGGGCUGCGGCCACCGAGCCACUGUCACCGGAGGCCAGGGGCCAGGAAAGGGCCCUGCUCCCCGCGGGCAGGAGCGAUGUGCAGGAGCAGCCUGAGCCCUCCUCGUGGCAGAGAGGCCCCAGCCUCGGACAGGAAAGCGACGAGACCCCCCCGGGCCGGUGUGAUGCUUGCCAGGGCUCAGGUGUGACCUGCCAGGCCCCCUGCGGUCACGCUUUGUGCAGGACGUGUUUCGCAGAGGACAGUACGCAGCCGGCUUGCUGCAGCUCCGCCUCGGUUGCCCCAAGCCGCAAGAUCUCGGGGACAUUCAAGACCUCCUUGCUGUCUCAGAGUCUGCCUGGCUACUAUCGAGACCCCACGCUCCAGGUUGCCUACACCAUCCCUGACGGCGUGCAAGGGGUUGGCGACCCCCGCCCAGGGCAGCCUUACAAGGGGGGGAAUUUCUGUGCCUUCCUGCCUGACAACAGGGAAGGGCAGAAGACAGCGGUGCUGCUGAAGAAAGCGUUUGAGCAGGGGCUGACCUUCCAGAUCAAGUCCUUUAAUGGCGAGGAGAGAGUGACGUGGGGCCUUAUCCCCCACAAAACCUCCUGGGAUGGAGGCAAAGCCAGGAACGGCUAUCCGGAUGCCCAGUAUCUCCGCGAGGUUUGCACAGUGCUGAAGAAACUGGGCAUCGCCUGAGCAGCCGCAGCCCGUGCCUUCGCUUCUCCUUCCUUUCCAGCUGGCAAAACUGCAGCUUGACACAGACAACUCAGCAAAAAGCCGACGUUUGUCCAAGGAGCUCCGCUGUCCCCGGAGGCAGCCAGAAAUCUGCACGUUAGUGACAGCAGCCGCCCCCAUCCCUGCCCCUCAGCACCCACCAGAGCUUCCCUGGGACUCCAGCUCCUCCUGUCCUCCCCAGGCAGCGUGUUCCCACACCAGCUCCAAGCUGAGCCCCGGCUUUCCGGAGCCUCCCUGCAGCCCAGCCCCAUCUUCUGGAAGCCUCUCCCCGUUCCAGCCACUACAGGCGGUUUCCAGCUCGGCCCCCGCCAGAGCCUGUGCCAGGGCUGGGCUGUCAUUAAUGGCAGCUGCUCACCCAGACAUUUCAGUCCCGGAGCGACAGCCCCGGGCUCCUGUCCCUCCCCAGCACCUGCUCUGGGGCCAGCAGGCCACCGGCUGCUCUCUUGCGGGGCACAAACAGCUCUCGGCGCCGAGGAGAGCUGCCUCCCCCGGGGAAUAUACAGGCAUGGACAGUCGCUGGUGAAAAAGCACAAAUAAACGAGAUUUAUUCCCCGCGUUUUUUUAGCAGCG